ACAAAGCCUAGGGUAUGGUUUUGUUAAUUACGUUAGACCAGAAGAUGCUGAGAAAGCUAUAAACACUUUGAAUGGACUCAGACUUCAGAACAAAACCAUAAAGGUUUCGUAUGCGCGGCCAAGCAGCGAAGCAAUAAAGGGAGCUAAUCUUUACGUAAGCGGCCUCCCCAAGUCCAUGACGCAGCAGGAUUUAGAGGGGCUUUUUACCCCUUAUGGACGCAUCAUCACCUCCCGUAUUCUCUGCGAUAACAUCACAGGUCUGACACAGCAAAACUCAGCAGGUCUCUCUAAAGGCGUUGGCUUCGUUCGCUUCGAUCAACGUAUUGAGGCGGAGCGUGCCAUCAAGCACCUGCACAAUACCAUCCCCGAGGGGGCCUCCGAACCCAUCACGGUCAAGUUUGCCAACAACCCAAGUAACAACGCCAAGGCCAUCACUCCCCUCGCCGCUUACCUAUCGCCGCAGCGACGUUUUCCUGGACCGAUCCAUCACCCGGCGAACCGCUUCAGGUACAUACCCCUGUCGCCCAUCUCCAGUAGGUACUCUCCUCUGGCUGGCGAUCUUUUGGCAAAUCCUCUUCUUGCUGGGAAUGCUAUGAAUGGCUCUGGAUGGUGCAUCUUCGUCUACAAUUUGGCGCCGGACACUGAAGAGAACCUCCUUUGGCAAUUGUUCGGUCCUUUUGGAGCGGUCCAGUCGGUCAAGGUCAUUAGAGAUCUACAAACCAACAAGUGUAAAGGCUUCGGAUUCGUCACAAUGACGAAUUAUGACGAAGCCUUGGUGGCUAUACAAAGCCUCAAUGGAUACACCCUCGGCAACAGAGUGCUUCAAGUUUCGUUCAAGACCAACAAGUGCAAGACAUAAGAUGAGCAGAGUGUUUCACCAGUUGCAGCGAGUGAUCGUUUUUUCCCCUCAUUGGUUUCAACCGGAGUUACAUUUUCCAUUUUGUUUUUGUGUCUAAUUUUCGUACGUAAAAGUCAGGGGAGCACAUGUACUGAACUGAAGCGUACUGGUAUGCGUACGCCUCCUCUGACCAAAGGACUCCGCCUCUGUGGGGAAAAGCAUUCCUUAAUCGGACUUGUAAACCUUUCGUACGGCAUCACCAAAAUGCAAAACAAUGCGUUGUGACACACUGGGGCAAGCUGGAUGAGAGUGGUCUUGUUGGUCGUCUUCUAGUCAGUAUAGUGGGUAUUUUUGCCCUUGUAUCAAUGUUAAAAUGAAAGUAUUAAAACUUUAUAUGAUGCGGAUAUCAUAAGGUGCACGGUAUAGAUGAAUUUAGACUGUAUGGUAUGAAAAUAAACCCGUAAGCGGUUAAAUCAAAACUAGGUAUGUUCAUCUCUGGAGACUUGCUUCUCAUAUAGCUUGCUCCUUUCUAGAAUUCACAAAUUCAGAAUUUUUGUUAAAUCUUCAAUGUGAUGCUUUGAAUUUUGGUGAUGCCUCAAAACUAGUCAUAUGUCUCGAUUUAUAUACUUGUUAACUAUUUAGAAAUAUGAAAUGAAAAAUUAAGAUUUACAUUAAGCAUAAUCUGAAGCAAAAUAACAAAUGAAAACCAAAGAAAUUUUGAAAUAUUGAAAUGUUUGUCAGAAGGGUGCGUGCAUUCUUUAUAAACUAUGGAAAACAUUUAAAUGUUGAUUUGGCAAGUCAAAAAAAAGUAUCCUUCUUUGUUAGAGUUGUGUGUUGGCAAUGUCUGCAUACUUUGAAUUUUACCACUAUGCCCAUCUCCUGUAGUUGUAUUGUGCUAUUUAGUCAUUCUCUACUUAAUAAUUUUGAACUGAAUCUGAAAGUUUGCAGUUCAAAAACUAUGUGCGUGUUUGGGCUGUGUGAUGCAGAUACUCUAGUCAGGUCAGUUAGAAGCCACACAUGACUUUUUAGGAACAUUGACAUGUUAUGGCAAAAUACACACCAUUUUAACUUAAUUUUUAGUGUGUUAAUGUCCCGUUGAUAUAUACAUAUAUAUAACACAUACAUAGCACUAUUUAUUACUAGAUUUUCCCACUAGUGCUUUGCCAAAUCUGUUAGCUUACUAGAAUAUAUUGCAUAUGUUUGAUUCAAGUGGAAUUUUUGAAAGUUAUUACUAUUUUUUCCCUUUGUGUUGCUUUGUAUUUGCUUUGUCAUGUUUAUUGCAAGAUUAUUUUUGAAUUUUAUUAUUUUGCUUAGCGUAACCUAAGUUCAGUCACGCUUAUAAGCACGUAGCUUUGUUUAUUUUUAGUCACGACGUAACUUAUUUUUUUCACUUUAUGUAUACUUUAUUAUUAAUUGUGAAAAAUAAAACAAAUUUGUACUUUUUGUUUUCGGCAAUGGCUGUCGGUUUUCAUUUACGUACAGCAUGUAACCACCAAACUAAUGCCUCGAGUUUGCUGACUAGUGAUCGCUUGGCGCAUUCUUCCAGGUUCAGUAGGUAAUGGCAGGGAAUUCAUUACGAAUGAAAGGGCAAACGCGGGCAUUGUUUGUUGAAUGUGUUUAAUUGAGCUGUAGGUUAAAUGCAUGAUCCUUUUUGUACUCCAUCAUCCCCCCAAAAAGUUGUUUUCGCCUCGCUUACCAUCGUGUUGUACAUUUUUAAGUGGAAAUUCUGAACAUUCCUUUUAUUAAAAACAUGACGGGGGCUCGGGAUGAAAAAAUCUGAUGCCUGCGGUACUAAAUUAAAAAUGCGUUCCAUAGGGCUUUCAUCUCAGCUUGGCAUUUAGUUCUGUGUUUGCCAUUCCUGUCUACAUGGUGCUACAAUGCUUGUAAAAUGUACAAUUUUAUGCGUGAAUCUGAUGUUUAAAUGUUGCUGUGUCAAUAGCACAAAAUGGCUUUCACAUGCUGCAAGUUCCAUUACUGUAUUUAGCAGAUAUGUUUUCUCGUAAUGAGAACCAGCUUUAAAUCUUAUUUGGGCCAUCAUGCUCAAUAAAUAAUAUCAAUGGUGCUGACAUAUGUAAAUUAUACAAAGAAUGAACUAAGUUAAUCUAGGAAAUGGACAUUUCUCGAGCCCCCGUCAUCUCUGAUAUUGCAAGCAAAAAAUACAACUAUGUCUCUCGCACAAAAUAAACGCAAAAUUUGAAUUACCAGUACAUCCGUCUUGCUUCUAUACCAAAAACGCUUCAGUCACCUCUUUGUCUAACUGAAUCGCGUGAAAUAAAAUCUUAACUAAAUUCUCUCUGAGUCUAAAUUUUAAAAGCUGAGUGAGAUGAGACUAAAUGGUAUACACCGUACAUGCCACUUUUGAGCCACAACAUGAUAUACACUUCCACUAGAGAAGUCUAUUUUUAUAAACAAGUCCUAGAACACCUUGUUGGUAGUGCAACUUUUAAACUUAAAAAAAAUACGAAUUUUAUUCCUGAGAAUGAUGGAAUAAAAAUGGUAAACAAUGGUGAGAUUUAUCCAGGUUGUCAUGAUAGGAUGCUGAUGAAUGUCAACCGUUAUACGCCUCCAAUAUGGAUCUUCCACGCUGGCCUGCCCUACAUAUAUAUAUAUAUAUGUAUAUUUUCCACUAAUGUUAGUGGAUAUAUAUAUUAGCUGAUAUUAAGCGUGUUUUAAUACAAAAUAAAAUACAAAUGAAAAGUGAUUUUUUUUUGAAAAAAUAUGCUAUUUCUUGACGGUAAGCUAAAGGAUGAAGCUCUUGUGGUCUCAACUUUGUACAUAUAUAUAGCGGACGUAGUUGAUGGUAGAAAUUUUUGAUAAAAGGAGCUACAUAUUACUUUCGACGGUUUUAACAAAUUGUGUACGCAAGCACUCCCUGUUGCAACUGCUGAGUGAUAGUUAAUGGGAUUUUGUGCAUAUUAAAAGGCGGCCUUCAUAGGCCGUUGUUUAAAGUGAGCAAUUGACAAAGCAAUACAAUAUACUCCAUUAGUUUUGAAUAAGUCUUUCUUGGGAGUAUACAUUUUACCGAAGGCAAGACUAUUGUGAGGGCCAUUUUCAGCCAAACCAUUCAUAAAUUUCGCAUAAUGGACGUCCGUUGUGGUAAUUGGUGUAGAUCUAAUGUUUCAAUUUAUGUAAUUUUAUGCUCGAUACUAGUUGCCACUCGGGCAACUGUAUCAUUGAACACUGCCUAAAGCAGAUAAUGUUUUUAGUUAAUCUUGAUAAGAGGCCAUGAAAUGUAGUAUUAAUUUGAAAUCUAUGGAAUACCUUAAAUGUAAAAUUCUUUCACGCAGAUGCGAUUGUAACCAGUUGAGAGAUUUCUACUUUGUAGUCCUCUCAUAAACACAUUUGUUUAUAUAUAUAUAUAUACCUCAUUUAAAUAUUGACAGACAAUAACAGGUGACCAAUUUUCAUGAACUCGGGGAUCUUCGUAGUUUCUUCCAUAAAAGAACAAAUUUGAAAACACUUCCUAAACGCAUUACAGCAAGAAAUUUAAAUGUAAAAAAUCUCUUGCUGCAAUCUGUAUUUUAAAAUAUUUGCAAUUUUUAAACAUUUAUAUAGCAAUACGUUUUAAAUUACAGUUCUCAAUUGGCGAAAAAGUAAUACCACUUGGAGGUUCCCGAUGUCUUGGACAAUUUAUGGUCACCUUAAAAAAGAAAAUGUAGGUGCUUGCGUAUUCAUUUGCUGUUAAGGUGCAAUACUGUAUGCAAUUCCAGGAAAAUUAUUUAUUGUGGCGUUAUAUUGCCUAUUAAUCUACUGUUAUUGGAUGACAUUUUUAUACUUCAAAAGGGAAAAGUUGUUGAAAUGUGUCUGUUCGGUGCCCUGGCAUCUUUGCAGAUUGAUAAAAAAAUUAAAAUCAUUAGUUAUGGAAUUCAUAAAUUUUCCAUCGUAGCUGUAAAGCAUUAACUGCCACUGUAUUAAAAUUAAGGCAACUUGUGUGCUUGUUCAACUUUUUGACCCAUUGGAAAGAAAACAUUAUUUGUUGAUAUUUGAGAAGUGUAUUAUGACCAAGCACUUCCAAUCUCGAGCUUAUAUUCUCAGUAGAAAGACUUUUGAAGUUGUUUUAAGAAUAUCGAUAUAUAUCUCACGUUCAGAAUAUUUUUCCAUUUAUUUCAACGCGAGACGAACGAACUUUGUUUUCGCACGACGGAUAUUUCAUAAAAUCUUUUUUGAUAAGGACCUAAAAAAAAAUGUUCUCAUGAAAACUCUGAAAAAUUAAAGCUUUGCACAUCUGCAGGACGUUCGGGCACCGGAAAUUUUCCUCUUUUCCUUUCCAAAAUGCUUCGUGGAAUCAGGUAACAAGGCGCCAAAUAUUUGCCUAUCUGCCUGGUUUUGUUGCAGAUUUCAAAUGAAUUAUUUCAUUACUUUAUCAAUGAGUAUAAACAUUUUUAGGGGCUGCUCUGUUAUCACUAGAAAUACAUUACUCCAUGAUUUACAAACACAACUUGCUUCUGAAGUGGCAUUAGAGCAUAAAUAUACCCAUUUACUUCUGUGAAUAUUUCAGAAUCUCACUGCUUUAUUUGAAUUUAAUGUUAACAUUAUGUUCCGCUUUUAAAAGGAACAUUAAAUUUUGGAGUGUUGGUUAUAAAUGUUAACAACUUGUACCUCUUCUACGCACGAACUUAGAAUUAUUAAUCUUGAAAAUUAAGACGAAUACACUCAUUCUAAUUUUAGGAGUAAUUUCUUUGUACUGGAUUGCUUGAGCAGUAAGCGUAACUGGCAUUAAGUCGAUAUAAGUAUUUUUAGAAACUGAUGAGAGUAUUCCGGGAAUAAAUUAAAAAUAAUCUUCAUAUAGGUAUCGUACUUAUCCUUUUAAUAUACAUAAGAGUGGCAGAUUGAUCACGUUAGCAUGUAAGCUAAAUUAACAAUAAACCCUCCACAAAAAAAUCCAUUUACGAACAUGCUUACUCUACGAAUUUUUAUACAUUUUUUUAAAUCUAAAUGCUCUGUCACCUCAACUGAAACAUUUGGGUCAAUAAAGUUAGCAAUCUUAAGUUGAGAUGAGCUAAAAGCGCUAGAUAGAAUCCUAAUUGUUGGAAAGUUAAGAUGGAAGUUCGAAAUUAAAUUUUUCAGCAGGAGUGGUUUUUUUCCCUUGAGUUUUCAUUUAACCUUAAACAUGCUGUUCUUCAAUAAACUUAAGUUUUGCAUUCUGAUUUUUCUUUUACUGUUCGAUGUUUAUAAAUCUGCGAAAUUGUUGCAGUAAUUAACUAUAUUCUGUCUUAAUAUUAGAGAUGUUUAUUCACAUAUAACUGAAGGAACGUAAGUUAAAAAUGAUUCGCAGUCCAAGGAUCCUGACAGCAGAAUUUGCACACCGUUGCCGUGCUGUAACGUGGAUAUGCUUCAACGCUUAUUGGUAUUUAAACAUUUAGGCAAAGACUUUACACAAUAAGUCCUUUCAAUGUCAAAAAGUAUAACUUUUGCAGUUUGUGCGGAUUUGAAGCCCUCAUUUACUGGAAACUGAACUCGUAAGCAUAUCUGCGCAACGUAAGUAAGAACAACAUUACCAUUUUUCCUGCAAUAAAUAUGAAAUUUAUAUAUAACGAGAUAAUUUUAUUUCAUUAAGCACCUAAUUUAGAUCUAAAUGUUUUAAUCUUAUUUAAAAAAUAUAGGUGUGAUGAGACUGCUGAAGAGGUAUAAGUUGAUUUCUCGUACAACAUUCGAAUGAAAUGUCUCUUGAAUAAGCACAUAUAGUUGGCCGAUUUUAUUUAGUUUUCUCCUCGCCGAAGUCAAAAUGGACUGUCCAGCAUCCAGUUUCACCCGCUGGCGAUGAGAUAUAUCAUUCAUGCCUCAAAUCUUGCGCAUCUAAAUGCUAUUGGCUCGUGACUAGACUAUUUUAUAAUGAUAUAGCCUGUGUAAAUGCUAUAUUUUUGCAAGACACGUGCAUUUAAAAAAAAUCCCUUCAAAAAAAAAAAAAAAAAAAACCGGUGGCUGUACAACUUGUCGUCAUACCACGUUGGGUCAGUCUCAAUGCAAGAAUUUGUUGAGCACAAUUGUUACUAUUGACACCCAACCCACACCGUAAGGCUAAGCGAAUUGUAUCAGUGGUUGUAUUUCUAUUAUUCUGUAGUACUAGGUGAAUUAUUUGUUUGAUUGAAACUGAAUUUUUCUCUUGACUAUGAAUCUCACCUUUGUCUUAGUGCUGUUUGAUGUAACUCUUCUAUUCUGGAUAUAUUUUCACUUGUAUUUGCCGGCCAUUCUAGUUAAUACUGAUAAUCGGCUUGAUAUUUUUCAACAUUGUUCUUCACUUUUCUCUCUUUAUAUAUAUAUCUAUAUAUCCAUGCUCUGUUAAAAGUACCUAUUUAAUACUCAUGUAUGUGUAUUAUGACUAUGAAUACAUCAUUCCGACAGUGUUAUUUAUUAAAUAUGUUGCUGCUGACCUCCAAGUAGGUAUUACUAAUGCCCUCAUACUUUUGUAUAUUAGGAGAGACCUUAUGAAUGUAACCAUUCAUUGUGAGUUUGGGUCGGCAAUUAGACAUUUAACAUUAAGUAGCCUCUUUGAACGUCAUUAGGAUAGUUUCGUGCUGUUUCUCGUGUUUGCUUUCCUUCGUGUAGAUGUUCAGUUGUUGCGGAAAAGUAUUUAAGCAAAAUGUAGUUAUUUAAGUAAUAAUAGCAAUUUUUUGCUCGUGUAAACUGUUUGCUAUUUAUGAAGAAUAAGAUUGCUUGAUUAUACAAACAAUGCUAUUUAUAUUCCCGAGAUGAACAAAACCUCGGGAAACGUUUGAGAGUGGUAGUUAUUGUAUAUCCUAUUGUAUUAUGUACUUAAAAUUUAUUGUUCUUUAAUUUAUUGAAAGAGAAAUGAACGGUCAAAACAAGCUCGUCUAGUCAUUUUUCUGGUGACUUGGUCCUUCACGUUGUGAUGUAUCCCUUCGCUAAUUCAAUUUUAUAAUCAAAAAUUUCAAAAUUUAACAACAAAAAAGAAUUGAUACUCGUUUGUUAUUUGGUCUUAUUGAACCAAAAAGAAUCACGAAGAGGGAGCCAGUAUUUUUCGAAUCUGCUGAUACUUAAUAAUGCUCAAACCAGUCUAGCAAUAGAUACAGUACUAAACGAUACUAGUUGAGCGAAAUUAGAUAAAAUUUGUUUUGCGUACCUAUGUAAGCACUUGCAUCUUUACUGGAUUGCCUGUGAUAUGAGUAGCGCAUACUAGAUUGCAUAAGUUCUUAAACGUCAGACAAUGGAACAAUCAAAAUUAACAGUACAAAUCAAAUUAACUAAGCUGCUUAUUCAGUAUGAAUAAGCUAAUAAAGCUUGCUUAUCAAACUACUCAUAUUUAAAAACAUUUUCCCAUGCGCCAACUUCAGUUGUUGCAAGGUUUAUGCAAUGUUAAUGAAACACGUAAUAUGUAAUAACGUGCCUUGCGACGUUACAUAGUGAUGUUAAUUCAUGCUUACUCAUCAGAUAUCAUAGCUGGGAUUGGAUAGGUUUCGAGAGGUAAAUUUGUAUACAUAGUCACGUAAUCAAAACUUGGAUGGCCAUCGUUUGGUAUGUGCCUCUUCCAUUAAGUAGGAAAUCAGCUUCCGAUCUUUUGCUACUUUAGCUUUAGCCUAGUAUUAUUAAAAGCGUACUGCGCUUUAUUUACUACAUUCCAAAUGUAAAGAAACGUUGAUUUAACACUGAAGUUAUAGGUACGUAAGUAAUAGAAACUUAUGUUAGCCAAGCUAACACUCCAUGCUUAUCACAUUCCAAUGGAUACUUUCAUGCAUUCAGAGGUGCUGCGCGUUUAAACAUCAUUCAUUGCUAAAAUUAGAUGAUGCAAGGGGCAUUCAGAAAGCCUUAUUGUCAUAUAUAGAGCCAAAUUGAACAUAUGCACACUAUUUUCUAUGCAGAACUUAUGCACUUCAAAUUUAUACAUUAUUAUGCAUAUAUAAGAAUAUUUUGAAAGAACACAUUGUAAUAUAAACUGAAAUCAAGUACAAAUAUAAUAAUUUAAAUUUGAGGGAAGGGAGUAACUAAAAAUGCAGCUUAUAGGUAAAACCAGUCAUUGUCCCUGUAUGAAAUGUACAAAUUUUUCCGCUUCUAUACUUUUUUAACAAAAAGUGCUGCUCAGAACUUUCAUUAGUCUCAGGAUCUGAACAGGUGGUAGAGGUGCAUAUAUUAGCGGUUGAAGAAAAAUACUGGCAGUCCACGAUACCUUCACCUAAAUGGUAGAACCAUUUCAUCUCGUUCCCUGUGCGUCGUCAUCUUAGGGACAUUUGAACAUUUGUGUGGUUGUAGCCUGUUUAUUGCAUAACCUCGGUUACGUAUCUAUUACCUCUAUGCAAUUUAACUGGAAUGGCCUCUAUUAUUUUUGGUCACGAUUUGCUGCUUUCCAAGGUUUUCAAAGCAAUAUUAAAAUUUAUGCCGUUGCAUGGUGGAUGAACUAUCCUAGAGAUAGUGUGAACAAGAGAAUAAUGCUGAGUUAUAUUGCAAAAUGUGAUAUUGCAUAUCAGUAUCAGUUUGAAAGCGUGUGCUAAUUUUUCUUUUGCUUUGAAGUGCUACGUACUUUUCAUGAAAAAGUUUUAUUAUGGAAACACGUUAAAUUAUUUCUAGAUGAAAGCUAAAACCCUUUUUUUUUUUUUCAAAACCUAACAAAUCUCAACACUUGAGUUAAUAUCCAUUUAAAAAUUCGGUUGGCAUUUCCAGAAUAUGCCAGAAGUUUCUUUAAUCAAACUUCAAUUCAGAAACUAAAGGAUAAAUCAAUAUACUCUUUCUCAGAGUGAGAUGAAAUCGGCGGUACUCAACUGUGGUACUUCAUGCACCAUGCAAUGAGCUAUGGGAAAAAUUAAUUUACAUUUCUCAGCUUAAACAUAGUCACAAUCCCUAAAUACAAUGAAUUUUGGCCAAGGUAUGAAAUUUAAAGUGUUGCCAGUCUUUCUUUUAUACAAAUAUAUUUACAUAAGUUGAAUUUGCCAGUUUGGCACUGUCUCUGUAAAACAUAUGUCUAUAUGUGAGUUAAGAAGAGAUUAAAACAGGAAAAAGUUUAAAAAGUAAUUUUCAAUUCGAAGGGGUUGCAUGAAUUCUAUAUAUGUAUUAUAAUAAAAAUAUAUAUAUACAUAUAUAUACAUACUACUUUUGACUUUGUAAAAAUGACCUCGGCGGUCGAGUUGUUUCUUGGCGUAGUUUGAUUGUAAUGCAAUAUUUGUACUUUUCCAUGUUGAAACUUAAUAAAUUUCCACCAUCCUA
Stegodyphus dumicola is the source of this 9991-nucleotide messenger RNA. Its product is annotated as ELAV-like protein 4. Lineage: Eukaryota; Metazoa; Arthropoda; Arachnida; Araneae; Eresidae. The record is from RefSeq and is a predicted model, not a curated record. Gene Ontology annotation, cellular component: ribonucleoprotein complex. Gene Ontology annotation, molecular function: RNA binding.